AGAUGCUUGGACCUCGAGCAACCAAUUUGCGUUCCUUGCAAUUAUCAUGCAUUAUGUGACCAAUGACUGGCAGUUAGAAGAGCUUUUGAUCGAUUUUUGUGAAAUUAUUGGCGAACACAGUGGUGCAAAUCUUGCCGAAGCUGUGUGGAACACACUCGAACUUUACAGGACUCAAAGAUCGGAUCAUGGGUGUCGUAUGCGACAAUGCUACGAACAAUGAUACACUACUUGAAUCCCUUGAAGAAAAGUGUUCCGCUGAGGGGAUCGACUUCUCGCACAAGAAAGCACGGAUCCAUUGUUUGCCACAUAUUGUGCACCUAUCUGCAAUGCAGCUUCUUGAGGGCAUUGGUGCUAUCAAGCCAAAUUCGAGACGUAGAGAAUCUGCAUACCAGGACUCAGUUACUGCUCCCAUAGACUGUGAGAUUGACGAUAACGCUGCACUUCUUGAUGAAGCGGAUCAAUUUGGCACUCUGCAGGGGGUUUUGUCGGCUGUCGACAAGCUUCGAAAGAUUGUUUGGUCAGUUCGGUCAAGCCCACAGCGACGCAAGGCAUGGCUUGCAGAGGUCAUGAUAUCACUCAAGAAGACUGAUAAU
Molecule: messenger RNA, 593 nt
Organism: Suillus bovinus
Lineage: Eukaryota; Fungi; Basidiomycota; Agaricomycetes; Boletales; Suillaceae
Exons: 4
Source: RefSeq, a predicted model, not a curated record